Messenger RNA from Athalia rosae (coleseed sawfly), 4437 nucleotides. It is a transcript of the gene Klp61F, whose product is annotated as kinesin-like protein Klp61F. Gene Ontology annotation, cellular component: nucleus; spindle microtubule. Gene Ontology annotation, biological process: mitotic spindle assembly; microtubule-based movement. Gene Ontology annotation, molecular function: plus-end-directed microtubule motor activity; microtubule binding; ATP binding. The record is from RefSeq and is a predicted model, not a curated record. NCBI's taxonomy places the organism in Eukaryota, Metazoa, Arthropoda, Insecta, Hymenoptera, Athaliidae. The transcript has 18 exons. The coding region runs from base 244 to 3303 and encodes 1019 amino acids.
AUUUGAAUGAUUUUUAAUUUUCUCAUAUUUGUUUUAGAUUAAAAUUCAACGCACAAAUCAAACAUCGAAUUUAAAUCGAAUGAACAGGUUGGGGUCGACAGACGUCAACCCGUGUCAACACUCUUUACUUGGUACUAUCUGAUGGAAUAUCUACAGAAUAUCAUUAUUCUACGGACGCGUUACGGUGGUAGGUGCGUGUAAACUUCUUUCACAAAAAUUGGCUGAAAAUACUUUGUGGUAAAAAUGAACGAGACGCGAUUUUGUAAACAGGACAAGAAUCAACAUAUUCAAGUAUUCGUUCGUGUCAGGCCAACAAAUAAUGUCGAGAAGUUGGGAAAAUCUUGCACUGUUGUGGAUGUCCCUUCCAAUAAAGAAGUGGUGGUGCGUGAAAGACCCCAGGACAAGCAUUCUAAAAAGUUUACAUUUGAUAAAGUUUUUGGUCCGAUGUCAAAACAGGUCGAUGUCUACAAAGCGGUGGUCAGUCCUUUAUUGGAAGAAGUACUUGCGGGCUACAAUUGUACAGUCUUUGCCUAUGGACAAACCGGAACUGGUAAAACUUUUACCAUGGAAGGUGUUAGUAAUGACCCAACUUUACAUUGGCAAAGUGACACAAACGCUGGAAUUAUACCUCGAUCAUUAAGCCACCUCUUCGACGAAUUGCAUACAUUGGAUGCUCAGGAAUACUCAGUCCGGGUCAGCUUUCUGGAACUAUACAACGAAGAAUUGUUUGAUCUUCUUUCUGCGACUGACAAUCCAUCUAAGAUAAGGUUGUACGAGGAUGCUUCUAAGAAAGGUUCAGUUAUAAUUCAUGGUUUGGAGGAAGCUCCAGUUCACAAUAAGGGUGAAGUCUACAAAAUACUUCAAAAGGGAUCUGAAAAAAGGCAGACUGCUGCGACUCUCAUGAAUGCUCAUUCAAGUCGAUCGCACACUAUAUUUUCGAUAACUGUUCACAUCAAAGAGAAUACAGUUGAUGGAGAGGAGCUACUAAAAACUGGUAAAUUAAAUUUAGUCGAUCUGGCUGGAAGUGAAAAUGUUGGGAGGUCUGGCGCCGUUGACCGCAGAGCUAGAGAAGCUGGUAACAUAAAUCAGUCUUUGCUGACCCUUGGAAGGGUCAUAACUUCUCUCGUUGAGCGAGCACCACAUAUACCUUACCGCGAAUCUAAAUUGACGAGAUUGCUUCAAGAAUCUCUUGGGGGACGUACAAAGACCUCAAUAAUUGCCACGGUAUCUCCAGCAAGCAUUAAUUUGGAAGAAACACUGUCGACCCUGGACUAUGCACACCGUGCCAAAAAUAUUACAAAUAGACCAGAACUCAAUCAGAAACUAUCUAAAAAAGCACUACUUAAAGAGUACACCGAAGAAAUUGAGAGAUUACAACGGGAUCUUCUUGCCACCAGAGAAAGAAAUGGGGUUUACUUGGCACAAGAGAAUUACCUUGACAUGCAAGCACAAAUUGAGUAUCAGAAAAAAGAUAUUGCCGAUAAAUGUAGCCAUAUAAAAGUAUUAGAAGAAGAAAUGGAUAAGAAGGAAAAAAUUUUCAAUGAUUUGCAAGUAAGCCUAGACAUUCAUCGCAAUGAUCUGCGAAAUACCGAAAGCUUACUCGCUAAUACAAAGGACGUUUUAGAAAUAACCGAAACUCAAUUACUACAGACCAAGCAAGAGUGUGCGGAAACUAAACACUUGGUAGAAAAACAUGUUGCCACUGAAAAGAUUUUGUCAGCUCAAGCUCGUCAGUUAUUGGAGGUUGCUGAAGUAGCUACAACUGACACCUAUAAGCUUCAUGAUAAAAUUGGUCGCAAAUCGCAAGUCGAACAAGAAAACGAUGUGCUUGGAAAACAAUUUCAAAGGGACGUAACAAAUAGAGUUGAAGAGAUCGAAAGGAACUGCACCGAAUACACCCAGAACUUGGUACAGUUUUGCAUGAACAUGAAAGACGUCAUAGGUGCGCAAAUGGCAACACAGAAUAGCUGUAUCAACGUAACCAUCCAACAUGUUUCUAAAGAUCUUGUCGCAGAUCAAUCUAGGGCUGUAAAACGUUUAACUGAACAGGCGGAUUGCUCCUUUAAUAGGUGUAAAACUUGGGUAGAUGAACAUCUCAAGAAUGUGACGAUCAUGUCUGAUCACGAAAGUAAACUUCUCAAUGAAAUAUCUUUGAUGUUAGCGCCUAAAAUUGAAGAACUUGUCAAAACUAACAUAGAAAAAAAUCUUCAAGUACUGCGUGAGGACGUGACGAAAAAGUUGGAAGAAAUCUUCACUUACGUCGACAGUAGUACAAAAGAUAUUUGCAACAGUUUGGUGAUGGGCAGAGAUCACCUGUUCAAUCACACGACAAAAAUCAGAGAAUACAUACAAGCUGCACAAACGAAACAAAAUGAAAUUAUCAAAACUAACCAGACAUUGAACGAGGCAUUUGAAAACGUAUUUUCAGGCGUAUGUGCGCUGCGAGAACAGUUUGCUGCAGCUAAAACGUCACACAGAGAAAACCAUACAGAAAUUGCUAAGAUUUUUACAAAUAUUAGUGACACCAACGAUGGUGUUUGCAGCGAUGGAUCCAUGUUCUGUGGCAAUAACGUGGCAAGUGAAGAACGCUUCGAUGCCGAAAUCAAAGAGAAACUCACUGAAGUCAAAAAUGAAAUACAAAGUGGUAUAGAAGAGAAUAUAACAAUAGCCAAUAUCACUGCUGUUCGGGGACAGGAGUUGACGGUUCAAUUACAAAGCAAACUUCAAGCAAAUGGCAAAGCUUGGAUUAUACAUAGGCAUGCAGUUGAAAAAAAUCUCGGUCAACUCCAAGAAGCAACUCAACAAAAUAAGGAUAUGAUACUACUGAGUGCUCAAGAGUUGCAAAAAAUUACAAAUGAUGCUAGUGUGAACCAUGAAGAGAUUAUGGAAAAUUAUCGGAGCAAAACACAGCUUGCCAGUUGUGAAUUACAACACAAAUUCGAGGAACAGGGUGCGAAUGCAGCACAAUGGGGAGCUGGAGUGACUGCACAAUUGCGCACCACGCAACAUCAGGUGGAGAAAUUCCUUGCUGAAGAUCUUCGCCAAGAUGUGCCAACUGGUGGUACACCAGUUCGAAAGGAACAUUACUAUCCCAAGCAGCUCGCUGCGACAUCACCACAUGACCGAAUAAUCCAAAGGUUUCGCGUAGCGAUGAAUGAGGUCGUCCCUGAAAUCGAGUGCGACGAUAAGGAAAAUGACGAAGAUGAAAGUAGCAAGUCUGUAAGUGAUCAACUAAAACAGAUGAUACCCAGAUUGAAACCGGUCUAUUCGAACGACAGGCGUGUUCUCGGUUCGCAUAACUGAAUGAAACAUCGUUUCAUGCGAAUGUGCGUUUUAUCAUUUUACUAAUUUAGAGUGGCUAGUAGAAAUACAGACGCAUAUAUGCAGUUGCUGCGAACGGCGAAUAAUUUUACAAAUAUCACGUUAAGGUAAAGAAUUUAUUGGAGAGAUGUCGAAAACCGAUGUUAUGGUUAUUAUACAUAUAUAGACUAAAGAUAUUUUACGGCGCGACGGCCGGCAAUUGACUUUUAUGGUUUUGUAAUACCAUUCUUCGAGUUGGCAUAGUAUCAAUUUCUAAGCAUUCCAUCCCGUACUUUUUAAUACAUAAUCGCCGGGCAAGUAUGGAAGUGAACUUGACAUUUUGAGGAUGACGUGUCAUUAAACUUAGAAACACCAAAAUUGAUUAUUGAAUAAAAAUUCUCGAAAAAAUAAACCAAUUAAUCACCGUUUGAUUUCGUGUCCCUUGCUCUUGUAGACGAAUUACCUAUCAAAAAGUAACUAUAUUUGGGGUUGUGUCAAUUUAGUUCACGCAUUCGGAUUCCUGAGCUCAAAAUGGUCAAAAAAAGCUUAAAUGUUUUAAAUUAGGAAUGUUACAAGAAUCCAUACUGUGGUGUGAUUGAGUCCUAAUGUAUUUAGUGCGCAGGGAUUCGAAACCUGCAAGUCAAUUCGAUUUAGCUAUCGAAUAUGGGUCAAGAUAUCGCCAUAUAAAUUUGCAUAUUUGAUUUCGAAUUCAUCAACUGCCCUUUGUUUUGAAUGAAUACGUUUUAAAAUUCAUUCAAAUAAUUUCAGAUGAUUCCCAAAAAUGUAAAGAUGGCAUAACGAACAUUUCUGUUAGGGACAACUGACAGUGCACGAGGAUUGACACCCCUAUAGAGUAGCCGCACACAGCUAGUGCCGAAAUAAUGACGAUGGACCUCAUUACUGAGCAAUCUCUAUACUUCAAUACGAAGUGUUUUUACGGUUCACGGUCAAUCAUUUGGGAAUCAAUCAUUCUGAACAUAAGGCAAUCGAAAAUGUAUGAAAGAGGCUUUAUAGUCUUCUGUUUGAUCUUUAUUAGAAUACUUAUAAUAGAAUUUUGAAAUACAUUCAACUAUGGAUACCUUUUCAAUGAUAUUGUAAUGCAUUCAUGAUAGAAAUAAAUACUUACAAUUAGACCAA